GCAGUCGCGAAACAAACGCUGCAGGCGAACCAAUCCGCUCUAAUACCAGAUACAAUAUUUAAAAAAAGAUAUUGAAACAGUCAGUUAGAUCCGCAGAAAUCAAUUGAGUUUGUUUACAGAUUUACAAAGUUCAAGGAUCAAUUCAGAGAUUUCAUUACAAAUUCGUAGAACCGAUCGAAAAAUCGUGGAAAAGAAGAGAUUGGUGAGACGGCUUAAAGAUUUGUGAGACUAGAGUUGAUCGAAGAUCAGAGAUAUUUGUUAAAAACCGAAGCUAAGAUACCCAAUCAGAGAUUUGUUAAGGGAACUCUGUUCUUUGAUUCGAUCAGUGAUCAUCCGUCAUCGAUACCUGUUACCCGUGUGAUCACUGUUCAGAGUCUACGAUACUUUUUUUUUGAGUGACAAUAUACACUGAGUGUUAGAUCGAUAUGAUUUGCCCGAAACGCACCUCGGAACUGCUGGACCUUCAUCUGGCCCCGUUCAAGGACAAGGAUCCUGCCUGGGAGAUCGGCGUCUCAAGGAUUGCCGGACGCGGCGUGAUGGCCACUCGAAGCCUUAAGCGUGGCGAGAUUAUCUUCAAGGACAGCCCGCUCCUGAUUGGGUUGGCUGCCAACGAGGAGGAUGCCUUGAACAGCUGCAGUGUGUGCUUGGUGGUCCUACCGGACACGAAGUUCAUGUGCCGCCAAGGAUGCGGCUUGCCGGUGUGCAGUCUGUGCUCCAAGAAGAAGCAGCAUAAGGUCGAUUGCGACAUGUUCAAGUCGUGGGGCCCCAACGAACCAGAUGUCGCCAACUCGGUGAUCAUCCGGCUGUUGUGCGUCGCUCGAGCCAUCAAUCUGACCAAGGAGCAGCGCGACCUCAUCUAUUGCCUGCAGGCCAAUCUGGACAACAAUCAUCGCACGGAGGUGCGGAAUGCGGCCAAGUGCUUCAAGCGCUUCCCCACCGACAAGAAGAUCAUCGAGAUCAUGAACCGCACCGUGGCUGUCCUCCGAACGAAUGGGUUCGACAAGACCUACGACCGGAGCAACGACAACCAGGAGUUCAACUACCGGGCCCUCUAUCCGCUCUUCGGGGUCGUGAACCACGACUGCAUUCCCAACGCCUACUACACCUUCGAGGAGAAGACCAACAACAUGAUCGUUCGAGCCGCCGUUGACAUCCCGGAGGGAUUCGAGAUCACCACCACCUACACCAAGCUCUUCACCGGCAACAUUGCGCGCCAUCUCUUCCUCAAAAUGAAGAAGGGCUUCACUUGCAAGUGCCCGCGCUGCUCCGAUCCAACGGAGAAAGGCGCCUACAUCUCGGGCCUAUACUGCCGUGAUACGAACUGCACUGGUCUGGUGGUGCCGGAGAUCACCGGUUUACCGCAUCCCAACUACAAUUGUCUGGAGUGCAAACAGAAGUCGACGCAUGCGCAGAUGAUGAAGUCGCAGGACUUCGCCUGCGGAGCUAUCAACGCCAAGGCCAACUCGAACUCCUUGCGGACACUGGUGCAGUAUCUGAACGAGAAGAGUGAUGCCUUCAUCCCGAGCAGUAACUACGUGGUGAUCGAGGCCAAGUUCGGAGUACUGCAGCGCCUGCAGCAGGGCCGCGAGGACUGCUCCGAGGAGCUGGCUUCGAACACACGCCUGCGCUACAGCCGGGACAUCACCCAGGUCAUGGACAAGCUGGGACUGGGCGAUAGCCUGCUGCGCACCCAGCUGGUGGAGACGCUGAAGCGCGAGGAGGAGCGCCGGGCCAAGCGGCUGGCGGAGGAGGCGGAGAAGCAGCGCAAAAUGGCAGAGCUCCAGGCCAAGGCCGCCGAGGCUGACAAGAUCCUGGCCGCCUUUGAAGCAGAACAGGCGGCCGAAGCAGCCGCCGCGGCCGCAUCCUUGCCAGCAACGGAUCCUUCUCCGUUGCCGCCGGCUGCCACCGAGCUGGCUUAGGGAGCAGCUGCUUCAUCCCGGAAUUCAAUAUGCCGUAUUGAGUCCUAUUUUUCAAGACGAAUUAACCAGCUGAGUUGUCCAAUAUUUUGUAAUUCUUCAUUAUUAUCAAGUAGAAGAUGAAAACUUGGCUCACAACGUAAAGAAAAAUAUAUUAAAUUUUCUUUUAUUUAUAUUUUUAUUUAAAAACGACUUUUCCUAAUUUUAAAAACCAAAAAGAAAGCAACGAGAUAUAUGCAACUAUUAUGAAUAUGGAAUAUUAACUAAGACAUGGCCAACACAGCUGGGGAAUCAGGUCCUGAAUAUGUGACUCAGACACGAGCACUCCCAAUCCCCCGUACAGUACCCCCUGGUCACCUAGUUCUGUGUUGUGUGUACUAAAUUAAAUAAUUGUAUCUGU
Molecule: messenger RNA, 2316 nt
Organism: Drosophila serrata
Lineage: Eukaryota; Metazoa; Arthropoda; Insecta; Diptera; Drosophilidae
Gene: SmydA-9
Product: SET and MYND domain containing, arthropod-specific, member 9
Molecular function (GO): protein binding
Source: RefSeq, a predicted model, not a curated record